This is a messenger RNA of Prunus persica (peach), 2750 nucleotides long. RefSeq lists its product as uncharacterized. The transcript is spliced from 2 exons. Lineage: Eukaryota; Viridiplantae; Streptophyta; Magnoliopsida; Rosales; Rosaceae. The record is from RefSeq and is a predicted model, not a curated record. Bases 1879 to 2460 code for a protein of 193 amino acids.
AACUCACCCUUUUCUUUUCUCUAACUUAAAAUCUUGUAUUGAAGGAGUAUAGUAUCAGAUUAAAAUCUUGUUUUGCAAAUUUUUAGUUCUAAAAAUUAAAAGUAAACGACAGGGUGGAUAAAGGAAAAAUGGGAAUGUGACAAUUGAACUUGCUAAUGAGGUUCUAACAAACUUUGACAAAUAUUAUUUAUCUAAAAAAUAAGUUAUAGAGUUUCUCCCUAUUUUGAUUAAAGUCAUAUCUUACAAACAAAUACAAGCAAGCUCAAGAGAUCCUAGAUCUAUUUAGGAAGAUAAGCUAUACCUCCUUUGUGCAAUCUUUUUCUCCAACUUAGCAAAGCUAGUAGUUUAGUCCUGUAUGGCAAUAACAGCUCAUUCUUCAGCUUUUUCAUCCCAUGGCACCAACUAGCCAGCUCAAACUCGAACAGAAACCAACAAUUUGAAUUCAAGGAGAAAAUACCAAUUUCAUCAAGAAACCAUACUCUUGAAGAAACCAAUCUUGAAUCUGACAUAGAUGUAUAGAGAAUGUGUUUGUUCUAAAUAGAUGCAGAUUUAAUAUUUCAAAAGCAAUUUUUGAAAAUUAAUUUAGAAAACUCAUAGAUGAAAAUGGUGGUUUUCUCUUAAGGAAGAAGAAGAAGCAAAAGAAUAGAGAAACCUUUUCAAAACCUCACCUCAAAAUUGACCCCUACCAAAUGAGGAAUCAUUUGGCUUUUACCAAAAAAUUCCCAGGUCAGAAUAGUACACAUGGCAACUGAGAAAAUUCGUAGAAUAAGACAAAAAGGUUUGGUAGGAUCCAACUGGAAAACUUACUGAUGCAAAAAAUGACUAGUCAUACGAAAACAAGAUGACUAGUCAUAAUCUUAAGAAAUCUAAUGAAUGCAAUAUGAUGCAAUGCACAAAUUACCUUUGUCAAUAUGAUUGAUCUUCCAUAAGAUAGCAGCCAGAUAAGAACACUUAGAGAAACUAUUCUUAAACUAAACUUGAGUUUGGGUGAUUACAAUAUAUGUCCUCUUACAAUAUUGUCAAGAGAAGCCAAAAGAAAAACUCAAAAUGCAUACACUUACAUAAUCAAGUUGGUAAAUAUACCAAUAACCUUCGACAUGAUCGCGAUGAUAAAGUGCCAAUAAGAGUUUCCCAUCAGACUCAACCAGGUAAGAGAAUAUUGGAUAAGAUUGUAUCCCUAAGGAGAUUGAACAAUCCACCCAUUCUUAAAGUCUACAUCCAACUUACCCACCAUUAACGACAUACCUUACAUAAAAACACAAUAGAAAACUCCGUCAGCAUAGGUGACGUCCUUAGACCAUCUCCAACCCAAGGGGUGGAAACUCAAAUUUUGAGUUUUGAGUCCAAAAAUCUUCUCCAAUGUAUUUUUGGGGGUGAAAAUUUGAGAAAUCUCAAAAUUGGGGUGGAAUUCUAGUCUGAUUUCUGCAUGGACUGAUAAUUUUGUGGGCCCAAAAUAUGCUUUAAUUUUGUUUUUUUUAUAUUUCGGCUGGAAGCCCACGUGAUGGCCAAAUUGGCUGGGCCUGCUGACAAAUGCGAAAAAGCAGAUUCCCAUUUCAUUUAAUGAUGGCCAACGGCUACUUUUUCAAAUAAUCUGAUAUGCUGUUUUUUUUUUUUUUUUAUAUAUUCCAACAGCUAUAAAAUCAACGAUUAUGAUUCAUUUUAGGCAAUCCCAACGGUAAAAUUUCACAUCCAAUGGCUCAAAUUUAAAUCAAACGGUCAAAAUAAUAUUUAUAAUUAAUCUAAGUCAGAUCCAACCCGAAAACUUAUUCCAAACUCUAUAAAUAGCCAUUCAUUUGGUAAAUAAUCCACCAAAAAUCUUUUUUGUUUUCCUUUCUCCCUUUGUUAUAAUUUUUCAUUCUACAUUCAUUCUUAUUGAGAAUGGCCCCCAAACCCCAAAGAGGUGUGAAUUGGAAACCACAAGAAGAUGAGGCAUUGUGCAAAGGGUGGGUUUUUGUCUUUGAAGAUGGGUCUAUUGACACGAAUCAAUCAAACGACUCAUUUUGGUUGCGUAUGUACCAAAAGUUUUUGGAAAAUGAUCCGGGCAUGAGCGGAGCCGGGGUACGAUCACCGCAAGCUAUUGUUUCUCUGUUCAAGAUCAUCAACCAACAAUGUUCUCUUUGGAAGGCAUGUAUAACAAAGGCUAAUGCAAGGCAUAUGAGUGGCUCCAAUCUUGAAGAUGUGGAUAUGAAUGCAAAAAUACUUUUCUUGAAUGAUAAUAAACCUCCGAAUAUGCCUUUCAAGUUGUAUCAUGCUUGGCAAAUCUUAAAAGAUUGCCCAAAAUGGAACGACCUAUGUGAAUCUCCUACACAAACAUUCAAAGAUUCUUCUCAUAGUGGCAAUACAGUCAAUUUGGAGGAAGAUGAAGAUGAUGUGGUCAUGCCCACUCCAAGGCCGUUGGGAAGAGAUAAACAAAAGGAUGAAAAAAAGAAAGGGAAAGGUGUUGAAAGUUAUCUCAACUAAAGUGGUAAGUUCUUGUCUAAAUUGGUUCAACAAGGAAAUGAGGCAAAAGAGGAUAGGAGGCGAAAGUUAGAGCUCCUAUAAGAGCAACAUGCAUAUCAAAUCCAACAAAAUAAGGAGGCCAAUGAACAAAGGAUAAUGUCCAUGGGCCUAUCCAAAUUUACUCCAAGAAAGAAAAAGUAUUGGGGGAAUAAUAAAGACGAAAUUAUUGAGGCCCAGAUGAAUACAAGUUCCCCCUACAAUCCAGAAGACAACUCUGGAGACUAUUAUCUAAGCCCUCCACAUAGCGGUUA